Messenger RNA from Alnus glutinosa, 1708 nucleotides. RefSeq names its product polygalacturonase. The record is from RefSeq and is a predicted model, not a curated record. The transcript is spliced from 9 exons. Gene Ontology annotation, biological process: fruit dehiscence; pectin catabolic process; anther dehiscence. The coding region runs from base 238 to 1554 and encodes 438 amino acids. Gene Ontology annotation, molecular function: polygalacturonase activity. NCBI's taxonomy places the organism in Eukaryota, Viridiplantae, Streptophyta, Magnoliopsida, Fagales, Betulaceae.
AUCCAUACCUCUCUGAGUCAUGAGAAGACAAUAAGGAAGACCAAAUUCCUUCUAUUUCACAAACCUUAUCUCUCUUUCUCUCAAGAAAGCAACUCCACAUUUCUAUAAAUACAGGGGACCUGGCCCUGGCCCUUCAAGUACAAACCAUUUUCAUUGUCCUCUUCCAUACCUCCCAUCAUUCUCUAGCAACUUUUGCACAUCUUUCAGACACUUUCUUUUUGUUUAAAAGUGAAAGAUAUGUCUCUCCACAGCAAUUUUCUCACACUUUUCAUAGUCUUAGCCUCUUUCUCAUCAUGUUUUGGGCGUUACCAAGAGGACCCACUUGGAUAUCCUAAAGCCUAUACUACUACAUCCAAACGCGCCGUUCAAGACAGAAAGUUUAAGACAGAAAAUUUUGGUCGGACAACCAGGCUUGCCCGAGCAAGCACCCCUUCAACUUCACCGAAGCUGGUUAGUGUAGAUGACUUUGGAGCUAAAGGUGAUGGAGGAGAUGAUACUGAGGCAUUUGGGAAAGCUUGGAUGGAGGCCUGUUCUUCUAAAGAUAGUGUUCUUGUGGUACCUGAAAAUAGGAACUAUUAUCUUAAGCCAAUUACAUUCUCAGGUCCUUGCGAAUCUAAUUUCAUAAUGAAGGUCUAUGGAACAAUCAAAGCUUCUCCUGAUAGAUCAGAUUAUCAAACGGAUACACGACAUUGGAUUGUGUUCGAAAAUAUUCAAAAUUUUAGAGUUGAAGGUGGGGGCAUCAUCAAUGGCAAUGGGAGGGAAUGGUGGAUAAACUCAUGCAAAGUCGACAAAACUCGUCCUUGCACGCAUGCACCAACGGCCGUGACUUUCCGCAGCUGCAAUGAUUUGAUAGUAGAUAACCUAUGGAUCCAAAACGCACAGCAAAUGCAUCUCACGUUUGAUGAAUGUGUAAACGUCGUAGCUUCGAAUCUCAUGGUAACUGCACCAGGAAAUAGCCCCAACACUGAUGGAAUUCAUGUUACAGAAACACAGGACAUUCAGAUACAGAACUGUGAUAUAAGGACAGGUGAUGAUUGCAUUUCAAUAGUAAGUGGAUCAGAAAAUGUUCGAGCCACGGAUAUUACAUGUGGACCAGGUCAUGGAAUCAGCAUCGGAAGCUUAGGUGCUGACGGUUCAAGUGAUUAUGUUUCAAAUGUGAUUGUCAAUAGAGCGACACUUUCAGGAACCACUAAUGGACUGAGAAUAAAGACUUGGCAGGGAGGCUCGGGGUAUGCAAAAAAUAUCAUGUUUCAAAAUGUUGUAAUGCACAAUGUUAGCAAUCCUAUAAUCAUAGAUCAAUACUACUGUGAUCGAAAAGAUUCGUCAUGUUCAGAGCAGGCCUCAGCCGUGAAAGUAAGCAAUGUUGUUUACAAAAACAUCAAAGGUACCAGUGCAUCGGAGGAAGCCAUAAAUUUCAGUUGCAGCCAAAGUGUUCCUUGUGAAGAGAUUGUAUUGCAAGAUGUUAAUCUAGGCCUCCAAGGAGAUGGAAGUAUCGAAGCCACUUGUGAGAGUGUUGAAUUGACAAAGAGGGGGAAUGUCUAUCCACGGUGCUAAGUAUAAUUAAGAAGAAAAGCCAACAUUUGUGUUCUUACAAUGAUGAUGCUGUAAAUAUGAUGAGCGUUAUAGUGCAUGCUAGAUUUAGUCAAAUUUCAUGUUUUUUAGGGACAGGUUACUUGAAUAAUAAUGGGUUUGCUUUUACCAUAGUUUA